ACCUGACGCCGGGGCGGGGCCGGGGGCGGUGUCGGGCAGUGAUUGGCCCUGCCUGGCGCGCCCCCGCGAUGCGGCGGACUGCGGCGCUCCGCAGACCUGAGCAGUCGCUCGGCGGAGCUUCGGGAGGGAGCCAGAGUAAAUUCCUAGAGGAAUUACCAAGCUUGCCUGCGCUCACCUGGCCAACCCCGAGGCCCGCCCCUUCUCUCGGCAGCCUGGGGCCCGGCCCGGUCACCAUGGCGCUGCCUCCAGGCCCAGCCACCCUCCCGCACUCACUGCUGCUCCUGCCAGCCCUUCUGAGCUCAGGUUGGGGGGAAUUGGCACCACAAAUUGAUGGUCACACCUGGGCUGAGCGGGCACUUCAGGAGAAUGAACGUCACGCCUUCACAUGCCGGGUGACAGGGGGGCUUGGCACCCCCCGACUGGCCUGGUACCUGGAUGGACAGCUGCAGGAGGCCAGCACCUCGAGACUGCUGAGUGUGGGUGGGGAGGCCUUCUCUGGAGGCACCAGCACCUUCACUGUUACUGCCCAGCGGGCCCAGCAUGAGCUCAACUGCUCCCUGCAGGACCCGGGCAGUGGCCGGUCAGCCAACGCCUCCGUCAUCCUCAAUGUGCAAUUUAAGCCGGAGAUUGCCCAGGUUGGGGCCAAGUACCAGGAAGCUCCGGGCCCAGGCCUCCUGGUUGUCCUUUUUGCCCUGGUGCGUGCCAACCCACCUGCCAAUGUGACCUGGAUUGACCAGGAUGGGCCAGUGACCGUGAACGCCUCCAACUUCUUGGUGCUGGAUGCCCAGAACUACCCCUGGCUCACCAACCACACGGUGCAGCUGCAGCUGCGCAGCCUGGCACACAACCUCUCGGUGGUGGCCACCAACGAUGUGGGUGUCACCAGCGCCUCGCUUCCGGCCCCAGGGCUCCUGGCCACCCGGGUGGAAGUGCCACUGCUGGGCCUCGUUGUGGCUGGAGGGCUUGCCCUGGGCACCCUGGUGGGCUUCAGCACGUUGGUGGCCUGCCUGGUCUGCAGAAAAGAGAAGAAGACCAAAGGCCCCUCCCGGCGCCCAUCUCUGAUCUCUAGUGACUCCAAUAACCUGAAACUCAACAACGUGCGCCUGCCGCGGGAGAACAUGUCCCUGCCGUCCAACCUGCAGCUCAAUGACCUCACCCCGGAUUCCAGAGGGAAACCCACAGAUGGGCACGUGGCUCGGAACAACAGCCGGCCGGAGCUUCUGGACCCAGAGCCCGGCGGCCUCCUCACCAGCCGAGGCUUCAUCCGUCUCCCAAUGCUGGGCUACAUCUACCGGGUGUCCAGUGUGAGCAGUGAUGAGAUCUGGCUGUGAGCGGCAGGCGAGACGGGGGCUUGCUUGGCCAUGUUGCGCCACCAAGAGGUCAUACCCCUGCCACUUCCCUUGCCCUCUGUGUCAUCCACAUGAGGAUGGGACACCCUCUGUGUCAUCCACAUGAGGCACUUCACUGGGAUGUGCCCCUCAGAGGCACAGGUGUCCUUGGCAAGGCUGCCCUCUGGACCUAAGCCCCUUGUUCUAACUUGGGGUGGGGACCUGCAUGUGACACCUGUGCCCAGGUGAAGAACUCCGUCUGGGUGUGCUCAGAGGCCCUCCAGCGUCUGUGUGGCGUGGCCCUGUUGACUUGGGCCUGCUCUGUGCCCCAUACCAAUACUCAGCACCUUAUACAGCAGGCAUGGUGGGCGUCCCUGGCUGGGGGACACAGAGAGCCCUGCACGUCUUAGAUUUCCUUCCCAUGCUACACAGCUUCGUUCCCUUGGGGAACAUUUAGAACCCCGCUCGCUGCACAGAGCCUAGCUGCCCUCCGCACGGGGACCAACCCCUGGCCCAGAGGUACUGGCCAAGCACAAACUAGUCCCUCUUGCUGCAUACCUCGCUGCCCUUCUCUGGCCCCGUCUCCUUUUGGGCUUCGUAGGUUAUAUACUGGGCUUUCCCAUUUCUUCACUGGGCAGUGGGCAUCUCCCCUGGCCUGGCCUCUGGUGGUGCCAGUGCCUGGUGUUAGCACAAGUCAGAAGGACUAGAGGGAGGUGAGUCUGGUGGCCUCCAGGACAGCAUGUAGCUGUGCAUCUUUUUCUUACAGUGUUAGCACUUUAAGCACAUAUCCUGGGGAGGGGUGAGCGGGGGCCCCAGGGCCCCCUCUGUGGCUUCCCCCGUCUGGCCUCCCCGUGAUUCACUGUGAGUACCCUGAGCCCUCCCAACAUGCCUCCCCCACCACAGAAGGACCAAAGCUACCUGCCCCAUCAGCAGGAAGCUGCUCCUCGAAGUGGAUGAGCACAUUAGGGGACGUGUUGGGGGAUGGUCCUAGCAGCACAUUAAUUUAAUAGGGCCGGAAGCUUUAGGGGACGUGGAGAAAGGGAUACCACAUACUGCAGAACGACCCAGGGACUCUUUGAAAAACAAUAUAGAAAUGAUAGCAAAUAUAGUGCAGAGUAUAGUUUUCCCUUGUUGAUACCUUGUUUUGUAAUUUUUCUCCUGUUACUGCCUAGGACAGUGCUAAUUAGGCACACAGUACACUCAAUAAACUUCAUUGAGUGAA
Molecule: messenger RNA, 2550 nt
Organism: Manis javanica (Malayan pangolin)
Lineage: Eukaryota; Metazoa; Chordata; Mammalia; Pholidota; Manidae
Gene: TMEM25
Product: transmembrane protein 25
Biological process (GO): negative regulation of excitatory postsynaptic potential
Source: RefSeq, a predicted model, not a curated record